Molecule: messenger RNA, 1593 nt
Organism: Eublepharis macularius
Lineage: Eukaryota; Metazoa; Chordata; Lepidosauria; Squamata; Eublepharidae
Product: keratin, type I cytoskeletal 23-like
Exons: 8
Coding region: 52-1350 (432 amino acids)
Molecular function (GO): structural molecule activity
Source: RefSeq, a predicted model, not a curated record
AGUCGCAAGAGUGUGCCGAGUGUUUACGUUCAGUUCCUAACAGAUGACAGCAUGAACUCCAGCCAAGGCCUGUACCAUUUUUCUUCUGUCUCUCUCGGGGGUGCUGGAGGAUGUGGCUUUUCCCAUGCAGGAGCUUCCUACAGGGCUUCCAGCAUGCAUGGAGGAGGCACUGGUGUUUAUGUUCCCAUUUCCAUUGAAAACCCAAUCUGGCUGGCCUGUGAUGCAGGGGCAGGGUGGGGAAGCGCUUGCGGGAGUCAUGGAAACAUCUUCCUGGGAAGAAGUGAGAAGCAGACGAUGCAGGAGCUGAAUGACCGCUUAGCUGCCUACUUGGACAAGGUGCGUUCUCUGGAAGAGGCCAACUCUCAGCUGGAGAGCUGCAUCCGGGAGUGGCAUCAUAAGAGGUCUUCUCAUGGCAACCAGUACGACUUUAAGGGAUACGAGCAAAACAUUACAGACAUGCAUGAGCAGAUCGAAAAUGGACGGGUUACCAAUGCAGGCAUCGUCCUACAGAUUGACAAUGCUAAAAUGGCGACAGAAGACUUCAGACUCAAAUACGAGACAGAGAAAGCACUCCGUCAAAGUGUGCAGAAUGAUGUUGAAAACAUUCGUAAGGAACUUGACAAUAUGACAAUAAUCAUAACUGAUCUAGAAAUGGAGAUUGAAGCUCUGCGAGAAGAUCAUAUACUCAAGAAGAAAGAACAUGAAGAGAACAUGGCAGCACAUUCCUCUUCCGAGGACUUGAAGGUGAACGUGAAGGUGAACACAGCCCCACCAGAAGAUCUGUCCAAGAUUCUGGCAGGGAUCAGAGAGGAUUAUGAAGCGAUAAUUGAAAAGAACAAGCAAAGCCUUGAUGCUUGGUUCCAACAGCAGCUUACAAGUGAUUCAACAGAAGCAAGACCCAGCCAUGAAGAACUACAGACUGCUCGGAAAGAAAUCACUGAAUUGAAUCGCACACUGCAAACCCUGGAAAUUGAUCUACAGACCCAGCUAAACAAGAAAUAUGCCCUGGAGAAUAGCUUAGAUGAAACCAAGUCUCGCUACUCCUUUCAACUCGUAAGCAUCCAACAUGUCAUCUCCAAAUGUGAAGAAGAGCUCAGUGAACUUCGUCAUGAUAUCAAGCGUCAAAAUAACCAGUACAAAGUCCUCUUGGGAAUAAAAACUCGCCUGGAGAAAGAGAUUUCCACUUAUCGCCAGUUGCUGGAAGGAAAGCUCGAUGGAAUGGAGGGCCCAGAUUCAAGUUUUCAAGAACACAAAGGAUCAACCAGCCAAAAUCUAAAGAAAAUUGUGCGAGAUAGUGUUGAUGGGCAUGUAGUCGCCACGCAUACUGCUGAGAUCAAAAGACAGGUGUGACCUCUUCAAUUUGAAGAAAACCUGUAUGCAGAGAAAUCCUAUGCAGAAGUCCUGUUAUCUAUAAAUAGAAUUUUCUGUACUUAAAAUUCUUUCAGGAAUCCAUGUUCAUUUUUUUUCAUUUAUAUGUUUCCUAUAAACUGAAUAUAAUUUAAUUUAAUGUGAAUGCAAAUAUUCUUACCAUUCUUCUCUUGGAUCUGACUUCUUUAAAGACCACAAAGACCAAUAAAAAUGUCAUUAAGUUAU